UUUGUGCAGCACUGUAAAGCUUAACCAGACUUGUAUCCAUGUCAGUGGAAUAAGCCAUGCUGAUGUCAGAGAUUUUUUUCCCUCUCUGCCCCUCCGCGGCGGUGGGAGGAUCUCUGUGCGUUGAGUCACGCAGCUGUCAAAGAUAGCUGUCACCCAGUUCCAGGAUCAAACACACACACUACACAGUCAAUGAGAAAACGGGCUUUGAGCCGACAGGACGCAGAAGAUCUCAGGUAACCCCCCCACCUCCCCUCUCCCUCCCUUCCUCCUCAAGUCUCCAAACAAGGACGACCACAAGAGGAGAAAGAAAGAAUCAAAUACGAGGGAAGAAAGACGCGAUUUUUUUUGAUGAAUAAGGAUUUUCGCAUAUUCGGAUACACGCUGGGAAUAUAUCUGGAGGAAAGCAGGAACACACUACACUGACACAAAGGCAGUUUUCUUCUGCGCCAAUCAAGCAAACUGUGUUUUUUUUUAUUUCGGACGGAGAUGAAGUCGAAAAAAGGUCUGAUGAUGCUGUCAGGGAGCGAGACAGAUGACGAGGACAGCGUGGACGCCCCUCUGGAUCUGUCGUCCAGCGGGGGGAGCAGCGGGAAGAGGAAGCGGCGGGGGAAUCUGCCCAAAGAGUCGGUUCAGAUCCUCCGGGACUGGCUGUACGAGCACCGAUACAACGCGUACCCCUCGGAGCAGGAGAAAGCCCUCCUCUCCAAGCAGACGCAGCUCUCAACACUGCAGGUGUGCAACUGGUUCAUAAACGCACGGCGGCGACUUCUCCCCGAGAUGUUGAGAAAAGACGGUAAAGAUCCCAACCAGUUCACCAUAUCCAGGAAAGGAAGCAAAGCCGGCGACAGCUUCUCCGACUCCAGCUCCCAGUCGCCCAAACACACCAGCCCGGCGGCCCAGUCGCCCAAACACGGCAGCCCUGCAGCGGGCCCGGACGACAGCUACGACCAGCGGGUCCUCCACCCCUCCAGCUUCGAGCCCGCCGCGUCCGGCAUCCUGAGGAAAGCCGCCUCCCCCUCCGCGCCCUCUCCGACCUCCGCGUCGUCGUCUCCUCCUCCUGGGGUCGUCCCCCCCACCCGGCCUUCGGUCAUCUGUCACACUACUGUCACCGCGGCGAUACAAGCCCCGCCCUCCGUGCCGGGAUUGAACUGCGACAGGGCGGAGGAGCUGCUGCAGCACGCGCAGGCGCUGCUCCGGUGCAGGGAGGAAGUCAACACCGCCACCACUACCACCACCAUCCUCAGCAGCAGCGCCGGCAUGGAGGGCAACCUGAGCCCCCGCAGCGGGCUCUUCAACACCCCGCCCCCCACCCCCCCAGACCUAACGCAGGACUUCAGCGGCUUCCAGCUCCUGGUGGACGUGGCUCUGAAACGAGCGGCGGAGAUGGAGCUGCAGGCCAAACAGCUGGUCUCCUAAACGGGGACAACAGAGACAGAAGAAGAAGAAGAAGAGGGAAAAGAGACUUUGUGUUCUGACUGUAGAACUCUUCUGGAGUUCAGGGACUCGUCUGCACGCGACAGAGAACAAACACAUAAAAAAGCCUGAUCAUUUCUAUUUUUGGUAAACCAAUCAGAUUGACGAGGAUGUUUUUUUUUUUUUAUGGAGAAAACAAACUGUAUCGAGGUGCCUUGGCUGUUACGUUGUUUAAUUCAUUUCACAUACAUGAGUAUGUAUCUACAUGUGUAUCUUAUUUGCACACAGGGACCAAAAACAAAAAGAAAUGUUAUCGGAGAAAUGCUGCCUGUCUUACUGUGUCUCCGUCGCGGGAGCAUCCACACACGUUUACUGUCACACAUUUCAACAGAUCAGUUCAUGCUCGGUCUGCCUCGUUUGUUUGCACACUAAAAGGCAGAGGAAGGUCAUCUCAGUGUCUUAAACAUACUUUGCUCUUGGCAUCUAUGACAAACUUAUUCACUACUGUAGUAAACAUGUUUUCAUGAGUAUAAGUAUAGUUUUGAUUUUUGUAUUUUACUUUUAGCUAUUUUUAAAAGAAAGAAUCUCUAUGCUUUUUUUUUUUUUUUUACUCCUUCUCUCCCCUCCCUCCCCUUCAUCGAGGGAUAUUUCAGAUGACCAAUGUAGCAGGUUCUUAGUCUGAGCCUUCAUCCCACCGUCACUCAGCAGGGGGUGGGGGGGGGACAAAACGACGGCCAGUGGACUGGACAAUUCAAACACUACAGAUGUCUUUUUCUGCAUUCUGCUGUUUUUUUACGUCCUGACUAAGACAGCGACUUUUCUAAAAAAACAAAUCACCAAAAAACCCCAAAACCUUUCCAUGUAUAAUAGGACCAUGUGUAUAGUUAAUGUGACACCAAUGCCCAAUGAUGUGAUUUCUUUUCAUACUGUGCAAUGUUUGUGGCAAAGAGGGGGUCACAUGGGAUUCAAAUAAAGUUUUGUUUUUCUACA
Messenger RNA from Labrus mixtus (cuckoo wrasse), 2403 nucleotides. RefSeq names its product TGFB-induced factor homeobox 1 (gene tgif1). The record is from RefSeq and is a predicted model, not a curated record. Bases 487 to 1416 code for a protein of 309 amino acids. Gene Ontology annotation, biological process: regulation of transcription by RNA polymerase II. Gene Ontology annotation, molecular function: DNA-binding transcription factor activity, RNA polymerase II-specific; RNA polymerase II cis-regulatory region sequence-specific DNA binding. Lineage: Eukaryota; Metazoa; Chordata; Actinopteri; Labriformes; Labridae. The transcript has 3 exons.